AUGAACAAGCUCGCGUUAACCUGCUUCGCGUUGUCGCUUCUUGGAGUGUCUGCAUCUUAUCACGAACACGUCGACGCACAAGACGUCAUCGCCAAGCUUGGGCUGGAGCCAAACCCUGAAAAGGGUUAUUACCGACAAACGUUUGAAGACGCUGGAAGUACUGGCAACCGCUCGUACUCAACUGCCAUCUACUAUCUUCUCGAGGGUCAAGCUGGCCCAUCCUAUUGGCACAGAGUCACCGAUGCCGUCGAAAUUUGGCAUUACUAUGCUGGCGCGCCCAUGAGGCUGGAGCUGUCGUGGAAUAACGGGACAGCAACCCAACAGCAGACUUUAGGCAGCGAUAUUUUCAGAAAUCAAACUCCACAGGUCAUCAUAGAUAAGGGACAGUGGCAGCGGGCUACUAGUCUUGGACAUUGGACGUUGGUGGGCACGACAGUUGCACCCGGCUUUUCGGAAAACGGGUAUGAGUUGCCAGCGCCAGGUUUCCAGCCAGACGAUGGCCAUCAAACAAGAUAA
Messenger RNA from Alternaria arborescens, 516 nucleotides. RefSeq lists its product as hypothetical. NCBI's taxonomy places the organism in Eukaryota, Fungi, Ascomycota, Dothideomycetes, Pleosporales, Pleosporaceae. Gene Ontology annotation, cellular component: intracellular anatomical structure. The record is from RefSeq and is a predicted model, not a curated record. Bases 1 to 516 code for a protein of 171 amino acids. The transcript has a single exon.